AUGCACCCUUGCAUGGAGAACUGUUUUUGGGAGAGAUUCCAAUCUCGCCCUGGCCUUCCGUGUAUCAUCCCGUCCCUCCUGACCCAGGAAGUCAACUUAACAGUACUGAACUGUCACGACAGAAAAAGCGAAAAGGAGAUGGUUGGAGAACUGCUGACAGCCAUCCCGACGGAGAUGCCCACGUUGGCUGAGAAUUGCAACUGCCCGAGGAGGUGCAACAUGACCAAGUAUCACAUCUCCGGGGAUCCCACCUCGGCCUGCAGCCAGGAGAUUCAAUCUUUCCGCGGUGCUGGGAGAGCGAUUCUCUUCUUCACUUUCCCUUCAAAACUGGUGAGGCUCAUGUUGGAGGAAUACCAGUCCUUCCCGACAAACACGCUGUACCAAAUGGAUGAUGUUGAAGGCGUCAGUGCUCCUGCAUUUACUGUCUGCCCAAAACCAUCUGUGAAGAGUUCUUUGGCAAACAGAAAAGAUUUGGGAUUCAAUAUGUCCCAGAGUGCAUCCGUUUCUUUGGAAGAAAUAGUCUGGUUUGAAACCCUCCCAUUUCGAAGGCUGCAGAAUAGAUCAAGUGCGAACGGGGAAACCAUCAUUCAGAUUUCAGACGGGAGUGGACAUUGGACCCAACGGACAUUUUAUGGCAAGGGGCUUUUUGGGCCCAAUUUACAGUAUUUCAAGUGCUUUACUCUGUUCCUGAGGAAAUAUAUCCAGACUGGACCAGGAAAAUGUGCAGGACAGAGCUUGAUGUUCAUGUUCACACCAAUCAAGGACGCUCCUGAUCCCCAGUUUGAAGUUUUCAUCCACGAUCAAAGGGAGAAAUACACUUUCUUGGACAUCUUUCGGCCAGAGAAAGUCGUCCUCCUCAAUAACGCCAUUGCCAAUAUAUUCAUUCGUCCUGAGAUGAUCCAGAAGCAGAGCAAGAAGGAGAAUCCUUGUUCCGUGGAUGAAGGCUAUAGCUAUUGCAGGGUGCCGCACUUCUUGGAGAAGGAAAAAACAUCAUUGCUGGACCUCUUGGCCAACAUAGCAGGAAUCGUUGGCAUCUGCCUCGGCGUUUCCUUGAUGUCCAUCUACGACGUCAUCGAGCAAAUUUCCUCACUCAUUCACGAAAAACUGCUGCGCAAAAGUAACAAGGUGCCGCACUUCUUGGAGAAGGAAAAAACAUCAUUGCUGGACCUCUUGGCCAACAUAGCAGGAAUCGUUGGCAUCUGCCUCGGUGUUUCGUUGAUAUCCAUCUACGACGUCAUCGCGCAAAUUUCCUCACUCAUUCACGAAAAACUGCUGCGCAAAAGUAACAAGGUCAUCCAAGAGAGCAAUCCUUAA
Molecule: messenger RNA, 1314 nt
Organism: Darwinula stevensoni
Lineage: Eukaryota; Metazoa; Arthropoda; Ostracoda; Podocopida; Darwinulidae
Source: the annotation of a GenBank genome assembly